CUUUGACAGAUAAGAUAAGAGGUUAUAAAUAUUGUUAUGGAAGUUUAUUGUGAUUAAUUGGCAGAAAUGGAAAAUCAUAAUUCCGAAUUAAGUAGUUUAGAGGAAAGUUCUUCAAUACAAAACACAGAAACGUCCUAUAAAGAUAUAGAAGAAUCGGAUCUUGAUACCAGAUCGGAAUUAAAGUUUGAUCAAGAAAAUGAAACACCGGAGGAAAUAGAUAAAAAGAAAAGAAUUGAAUUGGCAUUAAGUAGGAAGGAAAGUAGUGUGAAAACGUGGCAGGAUUUGGCAUAUGAAAGAUAUGGAAUUGUUUCUGAUGAGUUGCGAAGACGCGCAUGGCCUUUAUUAUUGGACAUAGAUCCAGAUGUGACAGAAAAAACCCCAUCGUUGGCAGAUUUGUCGACUCACCCUGAGUACGAUCAAGUUAUUCUGGAUGUGAAUAGAUCAUUAAAGAGGUUUCCUCCUGGGAUUCCGUAUGAACAGAGAGUGGCUCUACAGGAUCAAUUAACAGUUUUAAUAUUGAGGGUUAUUAUAAAGUAUCCUCAUUUAAGGUAUUAUCAGGGUUACCAUGAUGUAGCCGUAACAUUUUUAAUGGUUGUUGGUGAGGCUGUAGCUUUUAGUAUUAUGGAGAAAUUGAGUACAAAUCAUUUAAGGGAGUGUAUGGAGCCUACAAUGGAAAAAACCGAUUACAGAUUAAACUAUAUUUAUUCAUUACUGAGGAAGGUUGAUAAAGAACUGCAUGAUUACAUGGACAGUGCCGAAGUUGGUACGAUGUUUGCUCUACCGUGGUACCUAACCUGGUUCGGACACUCUCUAAACAAAUACAAAGACGUCGUGAGAUUGUACGACUUCUUCCUCGCCAGCCCGCCCUUGAUGCCUCUAUACGUCACCACAGCCCUCGUAAUAAACAGGCGACAAGACGUCUUCGAAGCUGGCUGCGACAUGGCCAUGAUCCACGUGGUUUUAUCCCAGAUACCAAACAAUCUGGACUUCGAGGAAAUCCUCAUCAUGGCCUCGAAAUACUACGCAAAACAUCCGCCGGAAACUUUGGAGGCGCACGUGAAGCAGAGAGUUAAAAAACAAAUCGAGCGCCGUAGAAAGGACCAAGAAGAAAUGAAGCGGCGCAUGAACAAGAAGAACAGUCUCUGGGUGCGGAUAAACAAGCAGAUCGCACCGUGGAUGCUGAUAACCAGGGGAAAAUACGGCCUAUUAUUCGCUGCAGCAACGGUAAUAAUCGGAUUCUACGCCUAUUAUCUCAACAUCUCCGAAUCCACCAGGAUGCCCUUUAUCAGGUACAUUGUUCAGUAUUUUAGUAGGAAAAAAAUUAAUACGUAAUAUUUUGUUGUUUUAUAUUUUUGUUGUGUUCUUUCUAUAGGAAGCAUGAGGGAAAUGACGAAUUAUUGUGAAGAAGUCUUUUUCAAAUAAAAUAUUUUAUUUUUUAUUACUCGUUUUAUUU
Molecule: messenger RNA, 1453 nt
Organism: Brassicogethes aeneus
Lineage: Eukaryota; Metazoa; Arthropoda; Insecta; Coleoptera; Nitidulidae
Source: the annotation of a GenBank genome assembly